Messenger RNA from Patiria miniata (bat star), 1398 nucleotides. RefSeq lists its product as uncharacterized. Gene Ontology annotation, cellular component: cytoplasm. The transcript has 2 exons. Gene Ontology annotation, biological process: N-acylphosphatidylethanolamine metabolic process. NCBI's taxonomy places the organism in Eukaryota, Metazoa, Echinodermata, Asteroidea, Valvatida, Asterinidae. The coding region runs from base 191 to 1258 and encodes 355 amino acids. Gene Ontology annotation, molecular function: A2-type glycerophospholipase activity; glycerophospholipid phospholipase A1 activity. The record is from RefSeq and is a predicted model, not a curated record.
ACAAGUACAUGAACACGUGUUCCAUAACAAGCGAUAAUGCAGGGAGCAGGAACCAGUGUAAAUGGGAAUCACCACUUCCUCCAGUAUUUGAGCAACUUUGAGCUCCACGUUAGGCCUUCCUAUUGAUCAGACGUGUGAGAUUUUCUUCUCUCGGAAAUACGGAACCACCAUUAAUUGACGGGCAAGAAACAUGGCAAGCAACAACAAUUCUGGGAUUGUAAGUAAAUGGUAUUGCUACGGGGAUAUCGCAUAUUUGGAAACAAAACUAUGCCUCGGUGAUAGGCUGGAGUUCGAGUGUAGCGGUAUGUACACGCACUGGGGUAUACACGUCGGUGGAUACAAAAAUAUGCAACACGCCGUCAUCCAUUGCGAUAUAUUCGAUGGAGGGGCGGCAUUCUCCACAGACAAGGCGUCCUCUGCCAGUCGAAAGUCCGAGAUACGAGCUGAUAAAAUUGGAAAGAUUCUCGGCGGUUAUGGCAAGGUGAGGAUCAACAACUCAACAGACAAAACAAUAGAAUCUCUGGAUCCCAACGUCAUCGUCAAAGUAGCAAAGAUAAUGCAACGAAGAAAAACACCGAUAGAUGUCAACCUUCUCGACAGCAACAGCGAGUACUUCGUGAAUCUUUGUCGAUACGACAGGCACUGGAGUAGCCAAGUUUUUGCAGGAUACAAUUUUGGGAUUGAGGGUAAACGGUAUACCUCUAAGAAUAUCGCAGACUUGGAAGACGAGGUGUGCCCCGGGGAUAGACUGGAGUUCGGCCACGCCUUGCACUCACACUGGGGUAUAUAUGUCGGUCGAUACAACGAUAAGGAACAUGCCGUCAUCCAUUUUAGUAUAUCCGGAGGAUGGUCUUCGUUCUCCAAAAAGAAGACAUCCAGUAGUGCGUUUGCUGCCAGUCAAAAGCCCGAGAUAUUAGCUGACCCGAUUGGUAAGAUUCUCGGCGCUUCUGGCAGGGUGAGGAUCAACAACACAAGAGACCAAACAGUACAGCCUCUGAAUCCCUACGACAUCAUUAGAUCAGCAAAGAAAAUGCACCGUGUCAAAACGCCGAUUGAUUACGAUCUCCUCGACAACAACUGCGAGCACUUCGUGAAUCUGUGUCGAUACAACAAACCCCACAGUGAGCAGGCUGAAGCAGUGCAGACAACCGGGGAAAACGUUAUAUUGUUCAUACUGGGAUUCACAAGUCUCCUCAUCGUGUUGUAUCUGUCAUAUCCAAAGCUUCGUGGAAUUCAACAGCAAUUGAGCUGGUGGUAGAGAAUACAACGAAUAGUGACGCGCCGAAUUAUUGGCGAACAGCGAUACAACCAAUCGGCCCAUGGUUCGACGAGAAUUGACGGUUAGUGUCGUAAGGAUGCUAACAAACACUAGUGGAAUUAUAUAUUGAAACUGAACUU